Messenger RNA from Drosophila ananassae, 432 nucleotides. RefSeq lists its product as uncharacterized. Bases 63 to 377 code for a protein of 104 amino acids. The transcript has a single exon. Lineage: Eukaryota; Metazoa; Arthropoda; Insecta; Diptera; Drosophilidae. The record is from RefSeq and is a predicted model, not a curated record.
CAUGGAUUAGCAUAGGUCAGUCCAACGGAAGCAGCCCCCAAAUAUUUUCUGCCAAAAUAAAGAUGAAGUUUCUAACUCUAUUCGGCUUGUUCCUCGUCCUGAGUUGUUUCACCCUCUCGAAUGGAGCUGCUGUAGGCAAGCCCACUGGUCAACCAGGAUGCCAAACAGAACAGGAACUGGCCGAGGUCUACUACCGCCACUUUUACUUGAAGAACGCCUACUGGAUCUGCAGUACUUUGGGUAUUCCAGCUACCCUGGGCCAGUGUACUGCGGGCUAUGGAUAUUUGGACGAUGUGAAAGCUUGCGUUCCAUUUUCCCAAUGGUACUGGUCUCCCACCGAGCUGCCGCCUAGCCAGCCUGUCGUGGCAUCAACCUAAACCACUACAAAUGGAAAUAUAAAAUCAAAAAAUAAAUUUUCUGUUAGAUUUUGAA